Molecule: messenger RNA, 6412 nt
Organism: Gadus chalcogrammus (walleye pollock)
Lineage: Eukaryota; Metazoa; Chordata; Actinopteri; Gadiformes; Gadidae
Exons: 9
Coding region: 3329-5761 (810 amino acids)
Source: RefSeq, a predicted model, not a curated record
AAAGUACCAAGUGAAUAAUGCACAGGGUUUCUAUGUUUCAUAGUUAGUUGUGCGUGUGUACUUCGUAUAGGUCAGAAAUUGUAUUCAUAAUGGGUCUUAAGAAGGUAUUAAAGUCUUAAAUUUAACUUGUUCAAACCUGCAGAAACCCUGAAUGCAGAAUAUUAAGCAUUUCUUCGUCUUUUAGAUCUGAUAACCAACUUAUAAAUGCUAACGAUUUUAGCUAACGUCAAACCUAAUGGCCAAUGCUAAUGAGGCACAUGUCUUCAAUUUAGCUAACGCCUGCGCGUAAAUCGCCAUUGCUCAUGGGACCUAUGAGACCGAAAAAAAUGUAUGGGAGUCAAUGGAGAGAAAGUAAUUAUUUACUGAUCCCAGUCUUUAUAUGCCCCGGAUUACACAUAUGUUGUUUGUGGAUUUAAAUGAUAAUUUUUCAUGCAAAGAAAACUAUAAUUUAGCGGGAAGGAGUUUGAUACGGUUAGUUUUUGUGUGGGGCGCUUUGUGGACUACAACUCCCGCUGCUCUCGACGUGUAUGAUGUACGUCACCACCACUCGCAAACGGAUCCCGUCGGAACAUGGCUGUGUCUUUGGUGCACUUUACCACCUUCUUUCAAGGAGAGCACCAAAGCCUUGAUCGAGGUGAAAGAAGGUGGUAAAGUGCACCAAAGAGACAGCCAUGUUCCGACUGCGGGAUCUGUGUGAGCGCGACCCCUCCCCCUCCCACUCUGUCCUUCCGAACGAGCCAUGUGCAAAGACACCUCAUUCCCCCCCCCGCCACCCUCUCACAACGCAACAAGCAUGGAGGAUACCGCUAAAUAAAAUCAUACGGCGGAGUGAGACGAAUUUAUUUCAAAGAGGAUAAACAACGGCUCGGUUAAUUAAUUAAAAUAUACGAAACAAGCGAAAUUAAACCAAACAUGUUCCCAAAUGGAACAGAGGGGGAGGGGGGGGGGCGAUCUCGCCAUCUCGGUUGAACUCAGUGGUGACCGAGCGAAAUGAACUGUUUGAACUGUAAGUUCAAACAGUAUGAACUGUUUUCAUUGUGCUUGGUAUGAACUGUUUUCAUUGUGCUUGGACCACUUUGGUGGUUUAAAUGGUAAUUUCAAUCACUCGUAUUACUGCAAUACCUUACUGCGUCCGUAUCUCUGCCUAUGUACACAAAUAUAUUGUAUUUGUGUACAGCACUUUGGUCAACUACUGUUGUUUUAAAUGUGCUAUAUAAAUAAACUUGACUUGACUAUGGCUCGCCUGGUCCUCUGCCAAUGCUACCGCGAUAACAGCUUUCCGGGUGGCGUCCAUGUUUUCCUCCAACGACCGAGCGAAAUAAUAAAACGCUUGAAGUGUGGGCGUGGCGUCAGAUCUGAGAUCCGAGUCGGUUCGCAGAGAAUACUCGAACGCAGCAUAACCUACAGCUGUAUAUUAUUGUUUUGCACGGGUGAAUAUUUGUUUAGAUGAAAAACUGUUUCCCUUUUUUUUUUUUUACAUGUUCAUGCCAUGUGCCAGCCAGAGUUCCUUAAUGGCACAACCAAUGUUCUAACUGGCAGCUAUUUUUGUAACCUUCAAAGUGUUCCAUUCUGUUAAAAAAUAACGAUACAAAAUCAAAUGUUGCAGUCAUACUGACCUGUGUUUUGUGAUGCUAAAUCAAAUACACAAAUACUUGUUGUUGUUGUUGUAAUAGUGGAAGGACGACAACAAUGCUGUUCAAAGUGCAAUACCACGGAAAGAAGAAGUACAUUAAACUUAAUGGAGACUCACAUUCAGAAUUUCUCAAAGAGGCUAAAGUGAAGUUCAGCAUCUCCACUGAGACAGACAUAUAUGUGCUGGAUGACACUGGAACAGAGGUCGAUGAAGAGGUCUUCACCGACAUCCUGGAGGAAAAAACGGACAUCCUGUGGACGAUUGUUGAUGUUCUUUCAGUCUCUGACUCUCCUGUCCCAUCCUCAUGCAAUGACACCUUGUCACUAUCGUCACCCACAUCAGAGAGUGAUACUUCUCUGAUGUCUUCAAAAAGAUGGCCCAUCGAUAAUUCCUUUCUAAUGUCUCCAAAAAGACAGUGCACAGAUGACACCAUCUUGAAGUCCACACAAAGUCAGCAUAUUGAUGACAGUUCUUCACAGGCCAAAGAGCUUGUCAAGAGAGUUCUGGAACAAAAGCCUGGAGGGGAGAAGAUACUUAAAGAAUAUGCCAUGAGAGGAGAAUUUAAGGACCGGACACGCCGUGAACUUGUCAACAUCAUUGUUGCUGAUAUGGUGGAAAAAUAUGGACGUGCUCCACCAAAGGACAAAAGAACACAGUAUGCAUGGGGGAUUGUAACACUGUUUCCUUCUCUAAAAGACCCCUACUCCAAAAAAGGCUAUGAACAUUUCUAUGAUGCAGAUAGCAACGAGGGCUACAUUGCAUGGAAGCUUAAAAACACACAGCGGGACCUCAACAGUGGCAGCAGUAGCAGUGGAUUUAGGAGAAUGAGCUCUCACACCUCAAACAGCAGUGGACCACAGUUGGAGAGAGAAGUGUCUAAAGAGCUCCAGCUGGAGGGAGACCAAUGUUGCGAGGCCAUUUCUCUACUGAAACACAGCACGGACAAAGAACAGAUAUUCAUGAAAAUGAAAGCAACCUUCAACCACAGACAACAGCUGAUCCACGAUCCUGAGCAAUGCAGCACAGUUCUUACACUGUUCCCAAGGUUCCUUGACACGAAAGGCCUGGUCUUGCAGGACUUUGACCUGUUGUUUAGUGCUGAGACUUCUUCAAAACUUCUUGAGAAAUGGGGAACACUCCUGAAGGUAAAAGUAAUAGAGCAAGCCAAAAACCUCAACAAGACACCCCUUCUUGACGACCUCAUUCAGUCUGCAGAGGAGAACCCUGAUGAGGAUGAUGAAGUGCCAGGUUGGGAUAGUGACAUGGCUUCACUUCUCCUCCUGGUGUACCUCCUUCCACCACCUCCAAGUGGAAAGAAGGGAGCGGUUAAACUCAGUAUCCGGGAAGCUGUUGAUCGUGUGGUCAAAUUUCACAAGUCAAGUCGCAGCCUUCAGGAACACUCUGGUCCAGACCAGCGGAGGCAGCCCUACAUCCUGGCAGUUGGGACGGCAAGAAACAGCAUCCAUCAGUACUACAUUGCGAUGGAUAAUGGGCUCCUUCCCUGCAAUGCCAGGUCUUCCCUCUCAGCCUUUGAUGAACUUUUCAAGGCACAUUAUGUGUUUGGUGUCUCCUAUGACCAGGCCUUAAACAGCAUGUUUACAUUUGUGCAGACCACCAUAUACAACAUUGACAUCGGACUCUCUCACGAAACUCCCAGAGUCAAGGACCUCAGGGCAAAGCUCCUCAACUGAACUUAUGAUGUUUGGAUGCUUUGUGUGCAAAUCCGCUUUUCACAGCAUUCAGCUGUUGGUCCGCCAUCUCAAAGUUUCCCAUGCCUUUUUUCCUGGUAAGCAGUUUCAAUUGGUGUGUGACCAGAAUGGAUGCCGUCACAGAUUUUGUAGUUUUUCAGGCUUCAGAAAACAUCUUCAGUGCAAGCAUAAUGCUGAAAUUCUAGAUCCAGCUAUUAAUGAACCAGUUACUCCUUCAGUUGUUGUACAUGAUCAGCGAACAGUAUCAACUUUAAUUUCAGAGCAACCAGUGAAUUCUCAAAGUUGUAUUGAGAACAGGCAACAUACCCAAGAAAUGUGUGCAUCCCUUAUUGCAAAACUCCAAAGCAGUGGUGUGGCUACUAAUGUUGUAAAGACUGUUGUUGCAAAUAUGGAGGAGCUUGUAGAGGAAUUGCAUUCAACUGUUAAAGAAGAUGUGAUAAAAUUACUACCCGAUGAGGGCAUGAGAGCAAAAUUUGAUGAAUACUUUGACAGUCUUGAAAAUCCAUUUAGCAAACUAAACACUGAGGCAAAAUUGAAAAAAUAUUUCAGUGAGAAAUGUCGUCUUGUAGAACCUGUUGAGGUCGCUCUAGGAGUGAGGUAUGACACCAGAAGGAAUCGAGACACUGGCACAUACGAACAAGUUCCUGUUACAGACAAAUUUGUGUACAUUCCUCUAUUGGAAACACUGAAAUUCAUAUUCCACAACAAGGAUAUUUGUGAUUAUAUUUUGCAGCCUUGUGAGAAAACAGGCGUUUAUAAAGAUUUCUGUGAUGGGAACUAUUUUAAAGAUCACCCCCUUUUCUCUGAAAAACCAAACUCUCUCCAAAUACAGAUAUUCUACGACGAUUUUGAAAUGGCAAACCCACUUGGAUCCAAGCAUGGUAUCCAUAAGAUUGGAAGUAUAUACUUUGUUUUACGAAAUCUGUCUCCAAAGAUAAACUCAGCUCUAAUGAAUAUUCAUCUUCUGGCACUUUUUCACACUGCUGAUAUAAAGAAGUAUGGAUUUGAUGCCAUCUUGGAGCCUCUUGUACAUGAUCUGAAAGUCCUUGAGUGCACAGGAGUGGAACUCCCUUUCUCUGAUGAACCAGUUUGCGGCACAAUUGCUCAAGUAACUGGGGACAAUUUGGGAUUGCACACACUUCUUGGGUAUGUUGAAUCAUUCAAUGCCAACUAUUUUUGCCAUUAUUGUCUGAUAGACAAACAGACCGCGCAGACAGUUUUUAGUGAUGAUGAUCCAAGAAUAACGUUCCGCAAUAAAGCCCUCCAUGCUCAGCAUUGCAAUGACCUCAUGGCAGAUCCUACACUGGCUUCAACAUUUGGAGUGAAGCGAACGUGUUUACUCAAUGAUCUACAGUACUUUCAUGUUUCUGACAACUAUGCUGUAGACAUUAUGCAUGACAUAUUGGAAGGAGUGGGGCAAUUUGAGCUAAAGUUGCUCUUUGGUUACCUCACAGACAACAUCAUGUCCAAGACAGAUGUUUGUAACCGGAUAUAUUCAUACAAUUAUGGCUUUGUUGAGCGAAAAAACCGACCAACCAGAAUCAACUUGGAGCAGACUGGAAACGGCAUUGGUCUUAAUGCCAUUCAGACAUUUUGCUUGAUCCGGAAUAUGCCCUUGAUAUUUGGAGAUGUUGUACAAGAAGGAAAUGCACACUGGAGACUCUUGCUGCUUCUGUUGCAAAUUAUGAACAUCGUAUUUUCUCCAGUCGUUACUGAUGGCAUGACUGUAUGUCUGAAGCAUCUCAUUGUUGAACAUCAUCAACUUUUCAAACAGCUUUAUCCACAUCGCAAACUGAUUCCUAAACAUCAUUUCAUGACUCAUUAUCCCAGGUCCAUUCGAAAAAUAGGGCCAAUUCUUCAUGUUUGGACAAUGCGAUAUGAAGCCAAGCAUAGGUUUUUCAAGAACACAAUCAAAAAUUUCAAAAAUAUAACAAAGUCGUUGGCUAAAAAGCAUCAGAUGUCUAUAGCAUUUCAUUGGGAAUCAACACCUUUCAAAAGUAUUGACUGUGGGCCAGUGAAAACCGUUAAGCUCAAUGCCAUAGAAAAUGGUGAGAUAAUUGCUGAAGAACUACAGGUUGACUUGGACUGUGAAGUUGAUGUGACAUCUUGGAUCACUUGUUUUGGGACAGAAUAUCGCCCAGGCCUUCUGGUUUGCUCAAACAUAGAGGAUUUGCCAGUGUUUAGCCUGAUAAGAGAAUUUUUUUUACUUAAUGGAGACUAUUUUCUUCUAGCAGAGGACUUUGAAACACUUUGUUUUGCAGAACAUUUUCAUUCUUUUAAUGUGAGACAGGGAAAUGACAAAAAUAUUUCAGUUCUAAAAGUUGAUGAGUUGUGCUUGUUUAAGCCAUUUGAUUUGCAAACAACUUAUGGGUUGGACAGAGAUGACAAGUAUGUGGUGCCUGUGCAUGUGUUGCUGUAAGCAACUUGUUGAUUGGUUGCCAGGCACACCUUUAUUUUCUUUAUUUUCUAAACUUUCAAGUUCAAGUUGUUAGUUACAUCAUCUAAAUGUUAAACUAAUUUUCAUUCUUUUCAUGUGAGAGAGGGAUAUGACAAAUGUUUCACUGUUAAAAGUUGACGAGUUGUGCUUGUUCAAGUUGUUCAAGUUGUUGGUUACAUAAAUGUACAACUAAAUAUGGUUCUUGAUCGAAAAAAAUUAAAGUAAAUGUAUGCACUGUAAAAACAACAACAGCAUCAAUAAAAAUGUUUUCAAGAAUCUAAUGUGUAGACUAUUCAUUCAUGAAGUGUUGACAAUUCACCUCAAAGGUGUUGGUUGUACACCAGUCAGAGUACAUUCUCACUCUAGAAGUAUUAAAUAAUCAGCUCUGCGAAGUGCUACAAAGCACUGACUUGGAGUACAUAUUCUUUCUCUCUGGUGUUCUAGGUUUACACUGCAGGUGUAAGGAAGCACUGAAUGAGUGCCCAAAAGUACCACUAAUAGAGUACAUUUGCACUCUCAAAGUGUUCAAAUGUAACUCUAAAUUUGGAGUACAUAUUUUGCACUUCUAACAGUGUUCAGUGAACACUGAACUCUUGGACCUAUAUGUACCCCGAAGUGAGUGUUACAUGUACA